AUGAGUGUAGUCCGUUUUAUGUGUAGACCAUUACUACCAUUGUUGUUACUAUUAAUCGCAUUCAACCAUGUUUGUUACGCGCUGACGAUUCCUAAACAGUUUGAAAAUACCAAAAUCAUUCGUACUUUUGAGGUCAACUCAGGCAUAGCUCGUGAAGAUACUGGCAUUAGAGCAAAGAAUAUUGGUGAUGGAUCAGCAUCAGAGUAUUACUUCUAUUUACCCAACGUUCUCUAUAAAAAUGUUGCCUCUGUCUCUGCCUUUUUAAGAAAGCAAAAGACUGAACUUCAAGUUAGUCUCGAAGGAUUGGAUGCUGAAAAGGAAGUCUAUAUCUACAAGAUUGAUUUAAAGGAACAUUCUGUGCAGCCUAAUGAGGAUGUCCUCUUGGGUAUCAAGGUUGCUUAUACUCAUGUCAUUAAACCUAUGCCUGCCAAAUUACCUCAGUUAGCCCGUCAGCAUACCAUGAUUGCUUUCAACUCUUAUUUCCUUUCUCCUUAUUUUACCAAGGAAAUCAAGACCACUCUCACGACACCAACACAGAAUGUUGUUAGCCACGUUGGUGAUUUAGGAAAGUCAAGUCUUAACGGUAACAAGGUUACUUAUGGUCCUUAUGAAAAUGUAGAGCCUCUUUCUUUUGGCGUAGCUACAUGUCAUUUUGAAAACCUUCAACCCAUCCUGACUGUGCCUAGUUUACGACGUGAUAUCGAAGUAUCUCACUGGGGUAAGAACUUGGCAGUAGAAGAGCAUUAUUCUUUACGUAAUGAUGGAGCAAGUCUCGAAACCAAUUUCAAUAGGGUUCAAUACCAAAUGACAGCUCACAUUCAUUCACAAACAAAUGUACUUAAGGAGCUUUCCUUCAAGUUGCCUCCAAGUGCUCAAGAUGCUUACUUUCGUGAUGAAGUGGGAAAUGUAUCUACCUCUCAUUUCCGUGUAGAAAAUAAGAAUGCUGUUUUAGAACUUGCUCCUCGUUAUCCAAUUUUUGGUGGAUGGAAUUACACUUGGUAUCAUGGUUACAACGCUGAUCUUGGAUCGUUUGUUCGCAAAUCAAAGACGAGUGGAAAGUAUAUCCUGAAUGUCAAAUUUGUGGAGAAUGUGAACGAUAUGGUCAUUGACAAGGCUGUCGUUCGUGUCAUCUUGCCAGAAGGAGCUUCAAAUAUCAAGGUUCAUUCACCUUUCUCAAUUGAUGCUCAAUCUAUUGCUUCUCAUUUUACUUACUUUGAUUCUACUGGACGUGUCAUGGUAGUCUUGGAGAAGAAUAAGGUUGUUCGUGAACAUGAACAGUUCAUUCAGAUUGAAUAUGACUACUCUAUUUCUGAGCUUUUACGCAAACCCAUUGUCGCAUCUACUGCUCUCCUGCUCCUCUUUGUUACUAGUAUCUUGUUUGGCAAAGCAUCCUUCAAUAUUGGCAAAGAACAAAAGAAAAAGACGGAAUAA
Molecule: messenger RNA, 1431 nt
Organism: Rhizopus microsporus ATCC 52813
Lineage: Eukaryota; Fungi; Mucoromycota; Mucoromycetes; Mucorales; Rhizopodaceae
Product: Ribophorin I
Exons: 7
Coding region: 1-1431 (476 amino acids)
Cellular component (GO): membrane; oligosaccharyltransferase complex
Source: RefSeq, a predicted model, not a curated record